Arabidopsis arenosa is the source of this 925-nucleotide messenger RNA. The record is from the annotation of a GenBank genome assembly. NCBI's taxonomy places the organism in Eukaryota, Viridiplantae, Streptophyta, Magnoliopsida, Brassicales, Brassicaceae.
ACAAUAACAAUUCUAAAGUUUACAUAGUGAGUUGGGAAACAGGGUUAAUUGUUGUAAGUUUGCAAAUUCCAGCAAUUACAUAUGAACAAUGCGAUCAAUAUUGAACUGUGAAUUCCAUGAUUGUUUGGUGGAUUUGGGGCCUCUAUCUCACUAAACAUCAUAGGUUCAAAGGUGACAUUCAUAUCUAUAGUAAAGUGAAACAUGAAAUUGCAGCUAUCGAAAUCAUUGAGCCACUUCCAGAGAUGAUAACCCUUGUCGAGAAUACGGGCGGGAGGCUCAAGAAGAUCAUGAAAUUAACUGACACAUAUUUGUUACUGUUUGCCAUUACUCUACUGAAGAUGAAUGAUGACGCUGGAGGUUCUUCACCUAUGGAGCUCGAUUCGACGGUUACAAAUGACGAUGGCGUUGCUAGAGUUUAUGAAAAUGAUGAGACUUCUAAGCUUAAAGAAGAAGAAGAAGAUGAUGAUUGCUCUGAGGAUCAAUCUAGUGAGCUUGGUUCUGAAACUGAUGAGAAAGAAUUGGAUUUGGAGUUGAAGGAAGAGAAACGAGGAGUUUCUAAUUACAAAUCUCUCUUAUAUGAGUUUGAUGAUUAUGUUGCGAGUGAGAAAAUGGGUCAUGGAGUUUCAAGGGCAUUGAGUUAUGGGUUUGAAGUUGGAGAUUUGGUUUGGGUAAGGAUUGAUCAUGUUCUUGUUGCGUUUUUCGGAGGUAGUAGUUAUGGUUGGUUUGAUUCUGCUGAGCUUAUUCCUCUCGAACCAAAUUUAGAGGAGAAAUCGCAGCAGACUGUUUCGAAGCAUUUUGUGAGAGGUGUGGAAGAAGCCAUGGAUGAGGCGAAGAAGCCAUGGAUGAGGCGAUCAAGUAGAAUGUCAGCUCUUGGUUACACAUUAAUAUAAAUAUUACUAUGUUCAAACAAAUGUUAUUCGAAUAU